Messenger RNA from Fusarium verticillioides 7600, 1811 nucleotides. Its product is annotated as pre-rRNA-processing protein TSR3. The transcript has a single exon. Gene Ontology annotation, molecular function: rRNA small subunit aminocarboxypropyltransferase activity. Gene Ontology annotation, biological process: maturation of SSU-rRNA. The record is from RefSeq and is a predicted model, not a curated record. Bases 353 to 1531 code for a protein of 392 amino acids. Lineage: Eukaryota; Fungi; Ascomycota; Sordariomycetes; Hypocreales; Nectriaceae.
UUUUCUUGCUGUUGUCCUUAGGCCCAUCUUACAACCCGACGGCGUCAUAGCGGAUUUAAUGCUGAAGCCUUCAAUAGCUUACCAGCCUAAGGUCACAAGUGCUAGGGAACCCCAGCGCUCAGUGCCAUCAAGUUCCAUUGCUGCCCCUCACUGACUGACAGAAUCAAUCAACCCCACCAUGAGAAUCUCAUCAACCCAAUGGAUCAUUCAUAGCUUUUCGGAGGAGGCAAAAUUUAAUUUCGACGUCCCUGCAUUACUUGCAUUCAAGACAUCAACUACACAUACACAUACACAUACACAUACCUGCCGAAUAAUACCAUAGAACAUCAAAUAUUCGCCAUAGCCAUUCAAAAUGGUCCGCCACAAAAAGGAUUUCGCCUCCAAGGGUAGAAAGGGAGGCCCAACCCCGCGACGAGGACCCCGUCGUGAUGAUGAUGGCGAUGGUUCCUCGCGCCCAGCUUUCAAAGCCGCAUGCUGGGAUCUCGGCCAUUGCGAUCCUAAGCGCUGUUCCGGAAAGAAACUCAUGAAGCUUGGAAUGAUGCGCGACCUGCAUCUCGGCCAACGCCAUAACGGAGUCAUCAUCACACCCAACGGCAAACAUACCGUUUCCCCCGCCGAUCGCGAGCUCAUGGACCAGUACGGCGCUGCUGUUGUAGAAUGCUCUUGGGCGAGGACGCAGGAGGUUCAGUGGAACAAAGUAGGUGGGAAGUGUGAGCGGUUGUUGCCGUACCUCGUCGCUGCGAAUACGGUCAACUAUGGCAAGCCCUGGCGCCUGAACUGUGUUGAAGCGCUGGCUGCAGCUUUCUACAUCUGUGGUCACUCAGAUUGGGCGGAGCAGAUUCUUGCCCCAUUUUCAUACGGACCAUCCUUCCUCGAGAUCAACCACAGCUUACUCAAGCGAUAUGCUGCGUGUGCUGAUGAGGCCGAGAUCAAAAAGACUGAAGAAGAGUGGAUGGAGCAACUGGAGAAGGAAUACGCCGAGAGUCGAGAGGAAGGAAACGACGAUAUGUGGACCAGCGGAAAUACCAAUCGAAGACGUGUUCAAUCUUCUUCUUCUUCUGAUGACGACGAUGACGACGAAGAGGAAGAGGGAAGCGUGGACGGUAUAUAUCUUGGCAAGAAGCCCCCUAAAGCUCAGCCAGAAGAGGAGGAGGAGGAGGAAAAGGAUCGUUAUGCAAUAUCUGACGACUCAGAUGACGAGGACACAAUGGCCGAGAUCCGUCGCAAAGUUCUCGCCUCAAAGACCUUCACUAACCCCAAGCAACAAGACGGCAAGAAGCCUGCCACCAUUCCCAACCCACAUCAGCACCAGCAGCAGUUCAAGCCUAAUACCAGUGUUCAGCCUGACUCAGAUAACGAGAGGAGCGGAAGCGAGGAUGACGAUGAUGACGAUGAAUUUGAUAACAUCAUUGAGGCUACGCCUGUGACUGAUCGUAUUGGUUUGGCCAAGUUGGAAAAGGAGCGUAAUCAGGCUACUAUUACGACGAGGACGUUCUCAUCCAACGCUGUGGGGGCGCCAUCUCGAAGAUGAGCAGAACAUAACCACACAAAAAUCGUAUAACUCUAGCCAACAUUACUUAUCCGCCAAUUUAAAGAAUGGGGUCAUGGAAUUGUAACUUUCAGUACUGAAACAGUGAAAUUUGGUAUAUCGUCCCUCUAUCCAACACCCAAAUCUUGGCAUGCUCUUUCGUCAUAAGACCAUGUCUGUAUAUGCAUCUAUUCAUACACGACUCCCUUUUUUAGAGAGCGAUCACCUUUUGAUUUCCACCUUUUGUACAUAUUUUACAGUUCUAUUUUUACAGUGUUCGCCU